Messenger RNA from Cajanus cajan (pigeon pea), 906 nucleotides. RefSeq names its product putative mitochondrial protein AtMg00810. The record is from RefSeq and is a predicted model, not a curated record. Lineage: Eukaryota; Viridiplantae; Streptophyta; Magnoliopsida; Fabales; Fabaceae.
AUGAAGAAGUAUGGAUACAGACAAAGUAAUGUUGAUCAUACUCUUUUUUUAAAGAAGAGGAAAGGAAAGCUCACGACUCUUAUCAUCUAUGUAGAUGAUAUGAUAAUCACAAGGGAUGACUCUGAAGAAAUUAACAGGAUACAAGAGCAGCUUAACUCUGAAUUUGAAAUGAAAAAUCUUGGGGAAUUAAAAUACUUUCUUGGAAUAGAGGUUGCAAGAUCAUGCGAAGUAAUUUUUAUUUCUCAAAGGAAGUAUGUGUUAAAUCUUUUAUCUGAAGUUGGGUUGCUAGAUUGCAAACUAGCAACGACACCUAUUCCCCAAAAUUUGAAAGUUGUGGAGACUAAUGACCCGAUACCAGCAAAUCGAGAGAAGUACCAAAGAUUAGUGGGAAAGCCAAUUUAUCUUUCACAUAUCCGACCAGACGUAACAUAUACAGUUAAUGUGGUUAGCCAACACAUGAAGAACCCAAGGGAGGAACAUAUGGAGGUAGUAACCAGAAUACUACGGUACUUAAAAUCUUCACUAGGAGGAGGGUUAAUAUAUUCGAAGAAUAAUCAUCUAGAAGUAGAAGGUUACUCAGACUCUAAUUGGGUUGGAACAAAACCAGAUAGAAAGUCCACUAUAGGCUAUGUUACUUUAGUGGGUGGAAACUUGGUAACUUGGAGAAGUAAGAAGCAAAAGAAAGUCACAAGAUCAAGCACUGAAGCUAAAUGGCGAGGCAUGGCAAAUGGGAUUUGCAAACUACUUUGGCUUAGAAGAUUAUUGACAGAAUUGGGAUACAAACCAAAGUCAUCCAUGAAGUUACACUAUGAUAAUCAAUCAACCAUUGAAUUAUCUAAAAAUCCCAUACAGCAUGAGCAAAUGAAGCAUGUUGAUGUGGACAGAAACUUCAUCAAUAUAACCUAG